Ambispora leptoticha is the source of this 447-nucleotide messenger RNA. NCBI's taxonomy places the organism in Eukaryota, Fungi, Glomeromycota, Glomeromycetes, Archaeosporales, Ambisporaceae. The record is from the annotation of a GenBank genome assembly.
AUGAGCUUACCCUUAUUCUCGAAGAGACUGUCAAAGGAGUUUCGUGAACUUUCUAUGAGUCCUCCCGCCGGCAUUGAAGUAUUAGAGGCGGAUACUUUCAAAAGCUGGAAGUUGUCACUUGAAGGUGUAGAGGGGACUUUAUACGCAGGCGAACGUUUCACUUUGGAGUUUCGAUUCUCCCCUAAUUAUCCCAUGGAAUCGCCAGAGGUUGUUUUCAUAGAUAAUGUUCCGAUACAUCCUCAUGACAGCAAUGGACAUAUUUGUCUGAAUGUAUUAUAUGAUCAAUGGAGUCCCGUAUUAAGUGUUAGGUCUGUUUGUUUAUCCCUACAAUCAAUGUUGUCGAGCUGCACUAAGAAGGAACGGCCGCCAGAUGAUGGUCGAUACACAAAACAUGCGAGAAUAUCGCCCAAGCAUACUCAAUGGGCUUUUCAUGAUGACUCAGUCUGA